Molecule: messenger RNA, 1499 nt
Organism: Danio aesculapii
Lineage: Eukaryota; Metazoa; Chordata; Actinopteri; Cypriniformes; Danionidae
Gene: ccdc33
Product: coiled-coil domain containing 33
Exons: 13
Coding region: 1-1437 (478 amino acids)
Cellular component (GO): peroxisome
Source: RefSeq, a predicted model, not a curated record
AUGCUUGAACUCACAGUGCCCUUGGAAGAGCAGAUGGAAGAAGCAAUUGAAAGAAAAUGCUCAAAGUACCAGAAGCUAUUGGAGAAGUGCUGGGAAGGGAGCUGGAAGACCCACUGUGAGCCAAUAGAGGUGGGCUCUUAUAAAAGUUGCCAGGCAGGAUUUGUGUGUUGUGGAAACCCGAGGUCAGGUUGCCAGCAUUGUCAGAGCCUUCUCUUCAUUCAGCUGUUUAAUAUGCCUGACAGGAGCUCAGAAACCUUCAACCUCAUGCAGAACUCAACGACAUCACAGAAUGAUCCUGCAGGAGUACAGAUGAACAUGGAUUUCUAUGAUUUUCCUUCACAUGACGCAAUCUCUCAAGUCCUCCAGGAGUAUCUCCAGACCAAAAAGCCCAAAUCUCAAACCAGGACAGAGUCUGUACAACAGAAAAAGUCCAUCUCUCAACUCAACCGAACGUUUGACGUGCAUUCAGCACACAAAAGUCCUCCAGCGUCUGAUUUAAAAGAAGAUCCUCAUAAUGGUGAAGCCAGUGAACAUCAAACUAAGGAGCUGCAAAACUACAGUGCGGCUCUGCAUAAGAUGGCAGAGGACAUGAUCGGCUUGCGGUCUCAGAUGAAGGUUCUGGAGUCUGAGAACAGUGAUCUGCGGCGGGAACUCUCUCUGCAUCAGGACCUGGGUCGAUCGCUGCUGGACGACACCGACCUCGAUGUCAUGACCAACACUGAGAUCACUGACCGCAUCGCCUCUCUGAAGUUCAAGCUGUCCAGUGAAAACAGCAAAGCGUCCGCCAUGAAGGACAGAAUCCAACAGCUUCAAAACGAGCUCAUCAAGAAGAAUGACAUUGAGAAAGAGUUUGUCCAAUUGCAAAGAGCACACCAACAGCAGCAAGCCGUGUUAAAGCGAUACCAGACCCGGGACAAGAAAAUAACUGCACUGGAGGACACAGUUCGCCAACAAGAAAAGGUCAUUGAGAAGAUGGAGAAAAUUUUGGAUGCAAAUCUGAAGGAAAGAAGAAAAGGCAAUUCAGAGAAGAAGAAAACAGCCAUGAAACACAAAGAUGAGGAGGAGAAGAGAAGAGAGAUCGAGUCUGUGUUUGUGGCAGAAAACUCUCGACUCAGAGAAGAGCUGGACAGGCUGCGUAAUCUCCCUUCACCAGUCGUCAUUCAACAGCCUGUUCAGCCUUUUUCAGACAGCGAGAAACUGGACUUACUGACACAACUGGCGAGAGCUGAGGGUCGAAUCCAGACACUGGAGCAGCAGCUGAAAGAGAACGCCAAACUGUGGGGGAAAGAGAAACAAGAGAUGUUGACAAGAAUCAGUGAAUAUGAACAUGGAUUUGCUCGGACAUCAGCUAUGAUUCUUCAUGAUCUACCUGUGAUGAGUGUGAAUGAUUCUGUAUCGGUGUAUGGUCGGCACAGGCAGCUGGAACCUCUGAAGUGACAACACUCUGCUAUCUGCUGCCGUUCAGUGGUUUGAUGGUUAGCAUGAUGGGCUUCUCUGGC